This is a messenger RNA of Plectropomus leopardus (leopard coralgrouper), 1032 nucleotides long. It is a transcript of the gene lrrc69, whose product is annotated as leucine rich repeat containing 69. Gene Ontology annotation, molecular function: protein binding. Lineage: Eukaryota; Metazoa; Chordata; Actinopteri; Perciformes; Serranidae. Gene Ontology annotation, cellular component: cytoplasm. The record is from RefSeq and is a predicted model, not a curated record.
AUGACUGAGUCAACGAUAAGAGCUUUAUAUAGCAGAGCAGCCUCUUUAAAUCUGAGCUCGAGGAAAAUCAAGGCUGUUCCCAGGUGUGUUUCCAGACUAACAAACCUCUCUGUUCUCCUGCUCAACAACAACUCCAUCAGCGCCCUGCCUGCCGAGCUGCUCUCCCUGCAACACCUGGCUGAGCUGAAUUUGGGAAAUAAUGCCUUGAAGGAGGUCCCCGCUGUUCUGGGCCAUCUGGAGUCCUUGAAGAAACUGUAUCUGUUCAGCAACCAAAUUACAGUAAUGCCACCUGAUGUGAUAGAUGGCUUACAAAACCUCAUUGUGCUCAAUCUGAACCACAACCAGAUUCAAAUACUUCCACCAGAGAUUAAAAGUUUGAGUAGGCUUCGACAUCUCAGUGUGAUGGACAAUAAGCUGGAGGAGCUCCCUGCUGAGUUGGGCCAUCUCACCAAGCUGUGUGAACUAAAUUUGACAACCAAUAAAUUGUCCUGGCUACCUCAGCAGCUGUACCAGUGUAAAGAACUAACCAAGCUGCAUGUAGCCAGAAACAACCUGACCAGCCUACCAGAGGGAAUCAAGGCACUGGAAAAACUCCAAGUUCUUGAUGUGGCUGGAAACAAGCUGUCCAUGUUCCCUGUUGAGUUUCACCUGCUGCCCCUGAAGGAGCUCUACUAUGAAGGCAACAGGUUUGUGCGCUGUGAGCCUAUGUCAUCAGUGCAGGAUGCGCAGGUGCUGAUGCUAAAGGAACUGGUUGCCAGAUUUGUCUUGCGAGAAGACAGGAACAGGUCCUCUCUGGUCCACAAGAUGCUUCCCCACUACCCAUUACUGACUGCCCUGUUGGCCAACAGCAGCUGUUGUGCACUUUGCCUGGACCCCUUCCUCACCACCUGGCUGGAGUGUGUGCGUUUUAUCAGUUUGAAGAAGGACAUGAAAAUGAGGAGUUCGAAGACUAUUCCAGUGCGCACCCUUCUUUGUUCAUACAGGUGCUUUAAUACAGAUGGACACUCCUACUAUGGUGUUGCUACCAGAUAA